Molecule: messenger RNA, 2827 nt
Organism: Daphnia pulicaria
Lineage: Eukaryota; Metazoa; Arthropoda; Branchiopoda; Diplostraca; Daphniidae
Product: protein lap4-like
Exons: 9
Coding region: 66-2729 (887 amino acids)
Biological process (GO): neurotransmitter receptor transport postsynaptic membrane to endosome; neurotransmitter receptor transport, endosome to postsynaptic membrane
Cellular component (GO): postsynaptic density; postsynaptic membrane; adherens junction
Molecular function (GO): protein binding
Source: RefSeq, a predicted model, not a curated record
GGUGGUGUAUUAUUACAGCUACUACAACUAAUUCUAUUCUAGUUUGUGAAUUACGCGGUGAAGGAAUGUCGAGAAGGCAGCCCAGGGCGAGUUCUUCACAGAGAAGGAGGUCGUACGUGGAACUGCAAGAAGAGGAGGUGCACGAAUUGCGGUUGCAGCGCCGGAAGUGGAGUCGACAGCACGGGCUGGGAUUGACAGUCGCCGGCGGAGGAGGAUCGUUUCCAUACCGGGGCAGAGAUGAAGGAAUUUUCGUGGCGAAAAUUGUGCCGGGAGGAGCGGCCGAUGCUGCUGGACUCAAGUUGGACGAUGAAAUCAUUUCCAUCAACGGCGUUUAUUGCUCAGACCUGGAACACCAUCAAGCCGUCGACCUGCUCAGGAAUUCCGGAGGCGAUUUGCACGUUCGAGUUCUCCGAAAAAUCAGUCGAUUGGUCGAAUCGGCCGUUCCAAUGGCGACCAAUAUGGGCCCACUCAUCCGCUCACGAUCCAGUUACCAGUUGAAUUCCUCGCGGAGAGAUGACAAUAAUCGCAGGAGCCGGACUCCCGAUCCGCCCAGACGACGACGUAUGUCAUCCCACCAUGUGAACGACAUGAUUUACCCGAGUCCGAUGGAAGAGGAAGGUUAUCUGAGACCUAGAACGCCUCCGGUUCGACGGAUGUCCAACUCUUAUCAAGUCCAGUCGCCCAUCACGAGUGUAACUCCGUACCAUUCCAGCAGCGUGGGACUCCAGCACACGUCUCACCUGGAUUCGACCGGCGUCCAUUUCCAUCCGUAUUGUUUCGCUUGUAAUCCGUCCGUCGUCCACCUGAAUCCAUCGCUGAUGGCUCCGCUUCAGUUACCUGCCAUUACGUCAUUCCCCCCGGAGCAUGUUUACGCAACGCCUACGCCAACCACCAGCGGUUAUCCAUCGCCAAUGGAACCGCAAAAGACGUUCAACUCCUCCAGAAAUUCGACGAAAUGGACGGAUGACGAAGAAGAAGAAGAUGACGACAGUUUGUCCGACACGAAUCGAUUCACAGUCAAACUGCAACGCGAUGACGUCACCGGAUUGGGAUUCAUCGUGUCGUCCAGAGACGGCCAGGCCAACUCUGAAGGCGUGUACGUUUCGGGAAUAAUUCAAGGCGGAGUGGCGGAUCGAAGCGGAAUGCUUGCAGUGGGAGAUCGCAUCAUUUCAAUUAACGGACUAGAUGUCGAAAGGGCCAGACAUAAAGAAGUAGUUACUUUGCUGAGUCGUUCCAAACCGUACGUUCAACUGGAAGUGGAGCGCUAUCCAAUCACUCCCAAAGUUGACUACCCAGAAAUAUUCGAUUCCGGAAAUGAGCCGGAACAGUUUAUGGCCAGGCGUAGAAGUUCGCUACGCGGCAGCAUCUCCAAUCAAUCGGAUGCGGGUUUUUCGUCCGCAGGAGCAGCAGCACCCUGGCAGCAAAACAAUUACAGCCAGAUCAAUCACAAUCCUCCGAGACCUCCGCCGGCGCCACUGAAAAGCAGUUUGAAGUCGCACGUACCAAUUCGCACCAGCCAACACAUUCCCAUAUCGAAACCGGGUCGAUAUCCAUCUCCGCCGUCGUCUCCUCCGCCGCCUCCGCAUCGUUUGUCAUCGACCAAUUUCCCUUUGAGACCCGUCUCCGUCGAUCCCAACGAUCUGCAGUUGAGCGAGCUUCAAUUCCCGCCAGCGCCGACGGAAUUGGGCCGUUUUAGAGAGUCCAUUACCAAAAAUACUUUGACCGAAACGGUCGUUACUCGGGUAACGACCAACCAGAAAGGCCAGCGACCCGUCAUUACCGAGGAUGUUGUCAUCCGGAAAGAUAUGGGAACUCGACUGGGGCUGAGAAUUGCCGGCGGCAAAGAUUCUUCUUGCAUUCCGUUCGGGACGGAUGAGCCGGGCAUUUUCAUCUCCAGAGUCAUUCCGCAAGGGACGGCCGGCCGCUCGGGUCGGCUAAGGAUCGGCGAUCGAUUGCUGAAAAUUAACGGCAAGGAAAUCUCCGAUUGGACCCACCACGAAGUGAUUCGGACCCUGUCGGAACCGUCGCAGCAGAUCAUCCUCACCGUCCGUCACGAUCCGCAGCCGGAAGGCCUGGAUGAAUUUCUCAUCCAGCGUAAAGAUGACGAACAGUUUGGCAUCAAAAUUAUCGGUGGAGUACUCGAACAGGACAGCUACUGCGGCAAGAAAUACGAUUCGGGUAUUUUCGUCUACAAAGUCCAUCGGGGCGGAGCCAUCGCUAAAGACGGCCGUGUUAAGGAAGGAAUGCGUUUGCUGGAAGUCAACGGAACUAAUGUGAUUGGUGUAACGCGGCGUGAAGCCAUUGAGGCUUUCCGGAGAGCUGGACACGUGCUCCGGCUUAUGGUCUGCGAUGGAUGGAACAACGACAAUAGUGGCGUAACCAAGGGUGUGUCGGACGGUGACGACGUCAUGAGUAAUCGAUCAUCAGUUAUGAGCGGUUCAAGUUGGUCCGACAGACCCGGAAGCGUCCAAUCUAUGCGCCAUCAGACGCAGAUUAAUGGAUCCAGGCAACCGAACGGUUGGGCGGCCAGUUCGAACGAGUGGAAUUCUAAAUCAACUCCAUCUACAUCUAAAAAGAAAUUCUUGAAAAUGCCGGACUUGACGGGAUCGAAACACUUCCCGAAAUCUACCAACGUGUCAAAAGAAGCUGAUGAUGUCAAAACGACCACCAUCGUCAUGUCGAGGACGUCCGUCAACAAACCUGACAGGGAGGUCUUUGACGAGUAUUAAUUCAAUUAGUAAUAUACUAUAUCCGUGUUCCGAUUUUGCGUGAAACAACAUUUCAUUAAAUGCGUUCAAUACACGUAACAUUUGUGUUUUCUUACAAA